Molecule: messenger RNA, 387 nt
Organism: Lecanosticta acicola
Lineage: Eukaryota; Fungi; Ascomycota; Dothideomycetes; Mycosphaerellales; Mycosphaerellaceae
Source: the annotation of a GenBank genome assembly
AUGGCUGCCGGCACAAUCGAAGAUGCGUAUGGACUCGCUCAAGCGCUGCGGUUGAUCCAGUCAUCUUCUCAGCUCCCAGACGCCAUCGCGACGUGGGAAUCCGUACAUGUACCACGGGCCACGACGAUGCAAGAGGCUAGCUAUCGACACAUGUAUACACUUCAUGUGGCCGACAAGCCACAGCAGGAAGCUCGAGCCGGCUUGAUGGAAGCAGAGGUCCGCGGAGAGCAUUCUGUGGCGUCGCCAAACCAAUGGAGCGAUCCGACAACCCAGAGAUGGGCGUAUCUGCAUGAUCCGCAGAAGAGGUUCGAAUCGCAUGGGAAAACGGGGAGGCCUGGGCGAGCAGAGGAUGAAUUCUCAUGGUGUAACGGCGGGUGGAAGAGUUAG